Messenger RNA from Rotaria sp. Silwood2, 2655 nucleotides. The record is from the annotation of a GenBank genome assembly. Lineage: Eukaryota; Metazoa; Rotifera; Eurotatoria; Philodinida; Philodinidae.
AUGGCCGAGUCAAAAGACGUAAACACAACGUUUCCUCAUAUACCAUUUAAUCAUUCGAAGAGUUUUCAUUCAACAGUAGAAGGUAAAGUUUGGACAAGAUUAUUGAUUCAUCUAUGCUGGUGGUUACACGACAUGUACGAAACCGAUGGUACCGAUCCAAAUGCAAAAUUUGAAUAUAUUGAAGAGAAAAUCAGUCAAUGUCGAACAUUGUUUCCUGGUAAGUUUAAAUUAAUGUUUUCAGAUCCAGAUGUUUCUCCGAAUGAACAACAUCCGCUAUUGAUUUGCCGUCAAGAUGAACAAAAAAUUAUUAUUGUUGUAUUUCGUGCAACUGUUUCAUCAAAGUCUCUUCAAGAUGUUUUUACAGAUAUGAGCAUCCAUUCGAAUCACCAUGUCUAUAUUGGUAGUCGACAUUCGGGGUUUUCGAAACGGGCUGAAUCAGGUCCAUUGCUAGCUGUCACGAAUCGGCUACGUCGAAGAUGGAAAGUAAUUAUUACUGGACAUUCUCUUGGCGGUGCUGUCAGUCAGUUGUUUACUGCACAUGUCAUCAAUAACCUAGUUGAAGCUGGAUUACUACCUGAGAUGGUCUCGUUACGUUGCGUCACCUUUGGAACGCCUCAAUGUGCCGAUUAUCAUUUUUGGAGCAGUUAUACGAAAUGGUAUGACGUCUUCGAUACAUAUAUAUACGAACAUGAUGCCAUUUUCCGUUUGGCUACUUUUGGAACUGAAUUUAUAAAAAAAGUAACUGAUUCAUUUGCUGGUUAUCUGCUGAAAGCUGGAGUAAAAAUGUGUACUAAUGUGAUUGGUUACAGGAAUCAAGACCAGACAGAUGUUCUCAGAAAUGCUACUGAUCAAAUUUGUGAGUUCACUAGUGACGCGCUAGUUCCUGCCUAUUCUAUAUUUGGUCGUCAUCAUUUUAUUCGUAAAGGUGAAAAAAGUGAAUUUAAAAUUGAUUCUCUUGGUGAACAAGAAAAAGAAAAAGAACGCUUAUUAAAAGACUUGAGUGCAGGACAUCGUUGGUACGAUUAUUUUAUUGAAGAAAGAUUGAUCCCUGAUCAAUUCAAGUUUAUUUUUCGUGAAUUUAUGGAACACGGAUGUUAUCCAUUCAGUAUUAAUCAACUGUUUAAUGAGGAAGCUACGCCACGUUUGGGUACAGAAUACUCGACAAAACAGCAGUUACUUCGAAUAAAAGACGCUCAGAACAAUCUAAAGAAGUGUAAUUGGACUUCCGAUUGCGUUUCCCAUUUGAGUGCUAUUAUGAAUGAUAAUGGCGUAAGCAGUUUACUUCGUAUUCAUUUUCAAGGAUUUUUGGUCGAUUUUGUCAUUUCUGUCGAAUUGCCGAGUGAAUUGGUGGAAUCCGGGCAGACAAAAAUUAAAAAACCGGUCUUAUCUCAAGAUAAGCCAGAUGAGUGCGCAAUUUUAUGCUACAAUUCGGAGGUGUCCAUGAAUUACCUUAAAAUGAAACGUUGCUUCAAAGUUAACGUUAAAACUUAUUUCGGUCAAUUCAAUGUGCAAGUGGUAGUUAUAUCAAAGUUUGAUGCAGCAGUGCCGUCAGUUUAUCAACUUGAUCCUAUAUCAACUUUAUUACGAGCCUUUAUCGAAUUCAUAUUGGCUGCGAAUUCUUUCGAGCACAUUGAUUCGUCAUUAACUCAUUGCUUUUCUUCAUUUUUCACCACACUUGAGCGAAUUGAUCCAAACAAAUUUGAUACUAUACUAGCUCGAUAUCUUGCUGAAAUGCAAUCUCGCAACUUAUCUUCUGAAACCGACAGCAAACUACAAAAUUUGCCUUUACCGAAGGGAAGCGAUAAACUGGGAACUUAUUUUGGUCCAAUAUUGACUUCGUUAAAGAAAAUGGCUGACGAGAAUAAAAAUUCUGAAAAGGAAAAACAUGCUUUGUUCAUGUAUAAUGCUUUAAAGUGUGAAAUUGAUGGCGAAUAUGGAAAAUCAUCGACCAAUGACAAGAAUUCUGCUGAACAUUAUAAAUUAGUCCCUUUGCAUUUAAAAUUUGGUCAACUGUACCAAUAUUUGAAUAGCUUACAUAGAGAUCCUAAAAUUGAUAGUGUUAGAGAAAACCUUAAAGCGUUAAUGGCGGCCGCUUUCUAUAUUAUGAUUAAGCUACGACGAUUAGAAUCUAUCGAACUUAUUCCGGUCAUCGAAAAACUAAACAAAGAUUUGCUAGACCUCCUCGUAUUAUUACGUAUUGCAGACAUUCUACAUGUAAAAGAUUGGAUGGUAGGAAUUAUGAUGAGUCUCUGUGCCGUGAAGACUACAAUACACUGCAUUACUCCCGAUUACAGAAAAAUAAUACAGUCAUUAAUAAAAGUCGCUCUUGCACUAUUAGAAUCAACCGGUGAACCAAUUGCUACAAAUACAAAUGAAUGGGGCAUAUUAAAUCAAAUUGCCGAAUGUCAAUGGUCGCGAAGACUAAUACAAGUGAAAUCGUCUCGGCAACUGAACAUCGUUUGGGAUGACGUCGUUAAAAGGCAACCAUUAAAACGCAUUCCUCCUGAAAAUCGAUGCCAUAUCAUCGAUGUUAUUGAAAUUUGCUGUCAAUUGUGUUCUAUGAGAGAAAUAUUGGCUGGAAAACCACCGAAGAUUGUGAUAACAGGUCAAUCUCAAACAGGCAAAUCGACACUAUUUGAAUAUCUCACAGGAUGA